AUGUCGGCUAGAAUCAGAGUCGCCAUCGCAGGCGCUUCCGGUGUGACGGGCUCCUCUAUUGUGAACGCGCUACUGGCAAACCCUGAGAAAUUUGAGGUGACGGCUCUAGCACGGCCAGUAUCCGCAGGGAAGCGCCAGUAUGUCGAAUUUGCCGGGCGUGGAGUAAUUAUCAAGCCCGUCGAGCUCGAGGCAUCAUCAGACACCUUGGUCCAAGCGCUUUCCGGCAUGGACGUUGUCAUCUCCUGUAUGACAUUGGUACAGCUUCGGGAAGAAAUGGCUCUCAUUGCAGGAGCAAAUGCGGCUGGUGUAGGUCGCUAUGUGCCGAGCUGUUUCGGCCCCUGCUGCCCACCCCGAGGUGUCAUGCUGGCCAGAGAGAUGAAGGAAGACAUACUGGACCAUAUUAAGACCUUGUACCUCCCGUACACCGCUAUCGAUGUUGGCUGGUGGUAUCAGCUGUCCUUGCCAGCCUUGCCUUCGGGAAAGAUCGGGAUCAAGGCAGAAUACUCUACUACGAAGAUCAUCGGUGACGGCAAUACACCCUGGGCGCUUAUAGAUAACCGCGAUAUAGGAAAAUAUGUCGCGAGAAUCAUUGCUGACCCGAGGACGUUGAAUAAAACUGUUUUCGGAUAUGGCGAGGUUCAUACGCAGAACGAAUUGUGGGAAACUCUUGAAAGAGUCAGCGGAGAGUCUAUUCCACGGGAAUAUCUGUCUAAGGAAGACUUGCUCAAGACUAUCACAGAUGGUCAGGCAGCGAUCGCUGAGCAACAUCUGGAUCCGGGGGUUAUGUUAAGUCUAGGCAUGGCGCAGUAUAAAAAUCUCUUGGGAAUUCGGGGGGAUAAUACCCCCGAGCAUGCGAGAUACCUGGGAUACCUCGAUGUGAAGGAGCUUUACCCCGAUCUCAUAGUCACCCCUUUCGAGGAAUUUGUUAAUGACGCUUUCUGCGGUAGAGUAAAGACUGUUUACUCUUAA
This is a messenger RNA of Fusarium keratoplasticum, 969 nucleotides long. RefSeq names its product NmrA domain-containing protein. The record is from RefSeq and is a predicted model, not a curated record. The coding region runs from base 1 to 969 and encodes 322 amino acids. The transcript has 4 exons. Lineage: Eukaryota; Fungi; Ascomycota; Sordariomycetes; Hypocreales; Nectriaceae. Gene Ontology annotation, molecular function: oxidoreductase activity.